Racocetra persica is the source of this 402-nucleotide messenger RNA. Lineage: Eukaryota; Fungi; Glomeromycota; Glomeromycetes; Diversisporales; Gigasporaceae. The record is from the annotation of a GenBank genome assembly.
AAGGAGAAAGUGAUACAUAUAAGGAUUCAGAUCAUGAAUAUGUUCUUUUAGACGAUGAUUUUAAUUAUAGUCAUUCUGAUACACAAUCAGAGAUUUCUUCAACUACAACAAAGACUAGUAAUUAUUUAGAAAACAAUAAUACAGAUUUUCCUUUUACAGAAGCAAUAUCGAAUUUUAUUAAAGCGUAUACUGAUUCAGAACAAAAUAAUUUUGAUGAAGCUAAUAUUGAUUGGCUUAAUUCUGAAAUAGAUUAUACAUCAGAAACUGGAUCCAUUAAUAGUUGCAUAAUAGACUUGGACAAUGAAAAAGAACUAGAUUUAGAUAUUAGCAAUUGCGGUAAAAUUAGUGAAUUUUCACAGCAAUGUGUUAUACUAGAUAUUAAGAAUGGAACAAUACAACGAU